Messenger RNA from Racocetra persica, 226 nucleotides. Lineage: Eukaryota; Fungi; Glomeromycota; Glomeromycetes; Diversisporales; Gigasporaceae. The record is from the annotation of a GenBank genome assembly.
UACUUAUAAGGUGAAUAAUAAAGCAAUAAUGAUUACGCAAGAUAUCGGGGAAAAGUCGAAUAUUGAACCAAAGAUUUCAGAUUUAGGACUUUCUAGUAGAAUAGAUGAAAUUAAUGUAGAUGGAACUAAAGAAUUAAAUGAUGAUGAGCUUAAAAUUAAAAAUGCUUUUUUGAAAGCUGAUAAAAUGAUUGUUUCACAAUUGGAAGCUUUGCAACGACAUCCAGAU